AUGGUGGAAAAAACUUUAGAGACACCUAACGGUGAUUUCGAUCAAACUCGACAGUCCCGCCCUCGUACUUAUGGUAAAAAAUUAAAUACCCUUCAAAAAACCAGUAACUCAAAGGAGUUUUCCGAAUCCUCAUCCUCAUCCUCAAAUGUUCCAACUCAUGAAUUUACACAGAAAGAAAGUUCGCGUGAUAUAAUGUCAUUUCUUUCAUCUACUCAGGCUUUGGUCAAUUAUUCAAAGGAAGUUUCUUUAGAUUCUGAACCCGAUGAAUCCGAUGAACUCGAUAAUACUACUAAAAAAAACUUGGAAGCACAUUCCUCAGAUACUGAAAACACAAAAACUAAUUUGAACGACGAGGAGCUUCUUAAUAAAAUUAGAUCUUUGAAGCAAACAAAUACGCAUGCAAAAGUUUCUAAUUUAAUCGCCAAAUCAUCCAUUACUUCAGACGAACAAUCUUCCAUCCAAACACAUGAUACCAACUCUGAUCUUAAUAAAUUACCAGUUGGUGUAAUUGACACUAUUGAAAAAAUGCAUACUGAUACUGAUCAAAACGUCAAUCAAAAGGAUACGAGCAGUGACGAUAUAAAUAACCAUUUAUUUAAUGAAGAUAAUGAACAACCGGCAACAUCAGAUAUUGAAACUGAACAAAACUUAGUCACUAAUAGGAAAAGUGAUUUUGUUGAUACUGAAAAUAAUGUUUCCGUUUCUAUUGAAAGUGCUUCCAAAAAUAUAUCGAAUAUUGAAGAGAUAAUUUAUACAGCGUCUGAUGAUGAGAAUUUUCUUAAAAGACGCGUUAAAAAGCCUUCUAAAAAGGAGACUGAAGAAACUUAUCGCAAUACUGCACGUAUUAAACGUGACCGAAAUCUUGGGCCUGCUCCUACAAAUAAAAAAGCUCCUCUUGAUGGGUUUUUAAAACUGUUUAGAGAAAAAAAAACUUUCCCUAUCUUUGACGCAAAACUUGAGAGAGUUUCUGAAAAAAAAUCUUUGAAAGAAGUCAGUGAAGAAGAAAGUGUAUUUUCUGAUCAAAUAUUAAGCCCGGAACCAGUUCAUUCUUCGAUACCUUCAUCACCUAUUACAAAAGAUGCAGAUGAUUUUUCUUCUAGGAGGUCUAAAGAACUGGAAACUGAUACUAAUCUUAAAGCCUCAAAGAAAUUUCAAUUAAAAAGUAUUAAAUCUUAUACGAAAGAUGUUGAUAUUGAUAUUGAUAUUGAUUUUGAUUUUGAGAUAACGAAACCCAUAAGGCCUUCUUUAAUUUCAAAUUCAAAUGGGGGUUUAAAUAAAAAAUCAUCUCAAUCUCAACUUAUUAAAAAACAAUUAUCUUCAAACUCUAUUCAAAAUAGACUUGCUAAGUUUGGAAUAAAAUCGAAAUUAUCAAACUCCUCGAAUACCAAAGAUAUUAAUAACACAGAUACACCUAAAGCUAUUAUUUUUCAUCAGCGCAGCCAAAUUCGAAAAGAACGGGAAAGUAAAUUUGAGAAAAUGAAAACUAUUAUGCAGCAUCCCGCAACAGCCAAUGACAAAAACUUAAGAAAAGAAGUUGAUGAUGAAAUAGAACGAGAAAUCCUUUUACAAAAGGCCAGAAAAAGUGCAAUGCUCAUUCGGAAAAGAGAAAAAGAGCUUGAAGAAAGUAAUAGAUCUAAGGAACUUUCAUUAAACAAUGAAUGUGAUGAAGAAGGUGAAAUUGCCCAUGUUUUUAGCAGUGAAGAGGAACAGGAAGAAUCAAAUUAUGAAUUUAUAGAUCACUCCACAGAUACCGAAGAGGAAGAAGAAAACCUUGAAGAAGAUGAAAGUCAACAUAGUUUCAACAACGAAAACUCUUUAUCACAAGAGGAUAAGGAUGAUGGAGAUUGUGAAGAAAUUAUACUUCCUAAGAAUAGAAAAAGUCGAAAUAUUAUUUUUGAAGAUGAUAAUAAUGACCAAGAAGUUAAUAAAAAAGCUUUGUCAACUCAGAUUAUAUUGUCUAAUACUAUACAAAAUACUGUGGCUGUUACUCAAACCCAACAAAUUUCGCAGUAUUCCGUUCAAAGUGACAAAUCAUCUGAUUUAGCUUUAGAUUUAUCUACCCAGGUCAUUUCUUGUGCUGAAACUCAACAAAUUAUAAAUAAAACAACCGAUACACAGGAUAUUUCUGAAUGUUCAUCCAUUUCACUGGCAACCAUUGGAGCUGAAAAAAAAAGAGAUGAUCAGUUUGAUGUACUUGGAAAAUAUCCUGGCUUCACACCUUCUCAGUCAAAUAAAGCUAUUCUACCAUUUGGGAAGAGCAAAAAAAAUGUUAUUUUGGAUGAAACUGGAGAUUUUCCUGAUCCCACACCUAUAUCUCAAAUCCCUCCAGCAACGCCUCUUUCCCCUCCACGAAAGCUGAAAAGUACAACAUUUUUGGAAAAUUCCAAAAACACUGAUUUGAAUGAAGCUUCUGAAGAUGAGCAUAGUAAAAAGGGGAUUUCGAUUUCUGGCCCAUUUUUACGAAGACUUCGCCAGAAAAAUAAUUUUAAUGAUGAAGAGUUAAUUGAUGUGGAAGAACCAACCCAAGUUACAGAUAACGUUCCGUCUUUGCGUGACUUUAAUCAUAAACACAAGCUGACUGAAAAGAAAUCUUCUUUUGUUAAUGAAAUUCUUGAUGAAGAAGCAGUUGAAUCGGAAGAUGAAUGGGCAGGACUUGGAGGUGCUAGUGAUGAUGAUGAAAGAGUUGCAAAUGAAGAAGAAGAGGAAGCGGAACUCAAAAAAGUGCUAAUUAAUGAUAAUGAUGAAAUGGUUUUGAAAGGUAACGCUGAAAUGGAGGCCAGUAAUUUAGCUUUACUUGCUAAAAAAUUAAGAGCUACCGACGAAGAAGUCACUAAAGAACUUCUCGAAAUGACUACUGGUGAAUGGCGUAAGAAGGGAGGGCGCAAUGGCUUAUUUGAUGAACUCUCUGAUGACGAUUAUGAUGAGUUUUUUGAUGAAGAUAGCCAUCGUCUUUUGUUGUUAAAGCAUAAAAAGGAAAGACAAGAGGCCCUUAAACUCGAAAUUAUGGCUAAUAAAGAUUUGUCAUAUUUAAUAUCUGAGCCCAAGGCCAGUGCGUUUCUUCGUCAAUUAGUUGAAGUUGGUCCUGCUGCUCAUAUUGAUGCUGAAACAAAAGCAAUUUUUGGUGAUGAGGAUUGUGAAAAAUCCAUUGAUGUUGAUGUUUCUAGACCAGAAGAGACUUUAUCAAUUCUAGAAAAUACUGAAAUUAAUGAUGACAACAACUCUUCAUUAAAAAAGAGAACCAAUUCUGAAAUUGAAAUCAAAGAAGAUGAUCAAUGGGCAAUCAUGCAACGAGCUAAUGCACAAAGCCAAAAACGUCGCAAAGUGAAUUUGGAAAACAUUCAUUACCAGCUUUCAUUUUUGAAUAAAUUAAAAGACAAAAACGAUGCAGAUGCAGAUGCAGAUGCAGAUGCAGAUGCAAAUGAUGUUCUUGAACAGGACGGAAGUUCAAAUAUCCAUUUAGAAAAGCCACAUACAUUAUUUGACAACCUCGAUUCUGAUGUGGAGGAUAUAUUAGAAGAUAAUGAUUUCCCAAUAACUGGACUUGAUUUUAAUGACGAAAAAGCAGGUUCAAAAAUGAUUUCUUCCAUUUCGACAUUGACUAGCGUUUCUGAAAUAAAAAAAAAGUCACGGUUAUCAAUAAGUUUGCAACGAAAAUCAGGUCACUGCAACUCAAGAAUAGAAUCUGAUAGUUUACUUUUUGGUUAUUUGGCUUCUCGAAACAACACAAUUUCCAAACUUCGAUCGAAUAAGCCUGGGUCAAUUGUUAAUCGCUCUAGCAUAUUACUCAAUGAUGAAAAUGAAAUUACAGAAGAAUCUCCAAAUAAUUCAAGUUCAACUCAACGGCAAGAAGUUACUGUUACAGUCGGACUGCCAGUGGAAGCAUCGGAAUCAUCAAUGACGGCUUCUAUUAAUUAUCAAAAGAAGGGAAGUGUUACCAAAAUAUCUAAUACUGCUCUUUCAUCCAAGUCACUAGGCCGUCACAAUAAAAAGCCAUUCAAGAAUGCAGUAGUCAAAAAUGGGUCUGCAAUUAAACGAGUUGAUCCCAUAAAAUCAGCAAAAGCUGAAAUUGACCGAAAAAUAUUAAAACGAUUGAAAUCUUCAAAGUUUCCUUCGUUGGAAGGCUCUUGGUCUUGA
Magnusiomyces paraingens is the source of this 4134-nucleotide messenger RNA. RefSeq lists its product as uncharacterized. The record is from RefSeq and is a predicted model, not a curated record. NCBI's taxonomy places the organism in Eukaryota, Fungi, Ascomycota, Dipodascomycetes, Dipodascales, Dipodascaceae. The transcript has 3 exons. The coding region runs from base 1 to 4134 and encodes 1377 amino acids.